UAAAACCCGUCUCGCGGUCACGGGCCACACCACGCCUGACACCAUCCGCCGCCACGGUUUCAACUCCUCCUCACCCCUAAAUCCUCACCGGCUCGCCAUUGUCCGGACCGGACCCGUCUCGCUCGCGGCCUUAUCCUAAUCGCGCCCCCGCCGCCAUGGAGGCCGUGCGCGCGUCGGCGGCCUGGGUGGCCAGCCGCUCCUCCCACGUCAAGGUCGACCUGUCAGAGAUUGAGAAGGCGGUGGACAAAAUACAGGGAAAUGUUCCAAAAAUUGAGUGGGAUUUCGAAGGAAUUCAUUACUUUGACAAUGGGCCGCUCACUGUGCAGUAUCUCUUUGUGUUGGAUGCACUGAACUUCUGCUUCUGGCCAGACAAGGACUUGACCUAUGACAAUUUGGCUUCUGGGCUUAAGUUAGCCUUAGAGAAUGAUAAGACAGCACUUGAUGCCGAUCGUCUUCAGAGUUACACUGGACCUCAACUUCGACAACUGCUGAACUGGCCACGUUCGUUGCCAAUUGAGGAGGAAAGAGUCCGCCUUCUUCAUGAGGUUGGUCUGGAGCUUGAAAGAAGCUUUGGAGGUCAGGCUGCUAAUCUUGUGAAGGCUGCUGGAAACUCUGCGGCAUCUCUAAUUGAACUGAUUACCCGCCAUUUUCCUGGCUUCCGGGACCAUUCUCUUUACAAGGGGCACCAGGUUUUCCUGUAUAAGAGGGCCCAGAUAUUUGUUGCUGAUUUGUGGGGUGCUUUCAAGGGGGGAAACUAUGGAGAGUUCAAUGACAUCAACUCCAUCACCAUAUUUGCUGACUAUAUUGUUCCUGCUGUGCUGAGGGAUCUUGGCAUACUGAAAUACGAAUCGAACCUAAGUUGCUCGAUUGACUCGAACAGUGAGAUAGUUCCUGGAAGUGAAGAGGAAGUGGAAAUUCGUGCUUGUUCUGUUCAUGCCGUGGAAAAAAUGAGGGAGCUCAUCAAUAAGAAGUUUGGGAAGCAGCUUCUGAGCAUUGACAUUGAUCUCUGGCUCUGGUCAGUUGGCGUUCAGAACAUUGCGCUGUCUCAUCACCGCACCCUCUCCAUUUACUACUGAGGCCCGCACCCUCUCCUGCCAAAGAAUUGGUCGUGUGUCGCUCCGUUUAUUAGCUGCAAUACUUGCUGGAAUGUUGCCUUGCCCCCUGUGGGGAGUGCACAAAAGUGCAUGUCCUCUUGCUUAUGGUGUUACUAUAAUAUUUUGAGACUAAACAGCUGGGUUUUCAGAUGAAAUUUAGCCAUUGAAUGCUUGUUUGCUGUGAAAUUGUGAUCCAAUUCGAUGCCUCUGAGUUGGAAAAUGUGAUGGUA
Brachypodium distachyon (stiff brome) is the source of this 1324-nucleotide messenger RNA. RefSeq names its product queuosine salvage protein. NCBI's taxonomy places the organism in Eukaryota, Viridiplantae, Streptophyta, Magnoliopsida, Poales, Poaceae. The transcript is spliced from 7 exons. The record is from RefSeq and is a predicted model, not a curated record. Bases 156 to 1076 code for a protein of 306 amino acids.